AUGAAUGAUCUGUUCUCAGAUUCAUUAAAAAAGUACACGGAUCAGAACCAGCAGGUGGACGAGGAUGAUGUGGAGGCCGCGAGGGAAAAUGUUACACUUGAUAAAUUCUUUGAAGAUGUUGAGAAUGUUAAGAGUGCGAUCAAAAAUGUUGAGAUGUUGUAUCAGAAAUUGCACGAAGCUAAUGAAGAAAACAAAACUGCCCAUAAUACCAAGACUGUGAAAGUAACUGGAGCCCGGAUGGACUCGGAUGUCCAGCAGGUUCUGAAACUAGUCAAAUUCAUCAAGGGCAAGCUCAAAGCCUUGAAACGCUCCAACGCAGCUAGCCAGAAGAUUCCAGGCUGCGGUCCUGGUUCAUCAGUUGAUCGAACCAGGACUUCAGUAGUCAGUGGACUCAGAAAAAAGCUCAAGGAUAUGAUGGAUGAGUUUCAAAAUUUCAGAAUCAGAGUGCAAUCCGAGUAUAAAGAAACAAUUGAACGCAGGUAUUUUACCAUCACAGGACAAAAUCCAGAUGAAGAAACGAUUGAGGAGUUAAUGUCGAGUGGUAACAGCGAAAGUUUAUUGCAGAAGGCGAUUAAGGAUCAAGGGAGAGGCGAGAUUUCAGAGACGAUAUCAGUAAUUCAAGAGAGACAUGAUGGUGUAAAAGUGAUGGAGAAGAAUCUGAUGGAGCUUCAUGAGAUAUUUCUGGAUAUGGGUGCUCUUGUUGAAGAUCAGAAUCACCAAAUAAAUGAUAUUAAAAGACAUGUUACACAAGCAAACUCAUUUGUUAGAAAUGUGAGUAAAGAGGUUCAAGAGGCCAAGCAAAUACAAAAGACUAGAAGGCAAUGGACUUGCAUUGGUUUCUUUGCGGUUCUUGUCGGUAUUGUUAUUAUAAUGCCAUUGUUCCCAAUGCUCCUGAGGAACUUCACUAAUAGUACAUUGAUGUUCAUGAGAAUCUGAAAACAAGCAAGGAACCAAGAGCUCACGCCGUUACUGAAAUUCUAAAUCAAAUUCCUCACAAAACCAAGAUAAAAGUAUUUGUUUUCCUUUCCACUGAC
Molecule: messenger RNA, 1034 nt
Organism: Pistacia vera
Lineage: Eukaryota; Viridiplantae; Streptophyta; Magnoliopsida; Sapindales; Anacardiaceae
Product: syntaxin-124-like
Exons: 1
Coding region: 1-936 (311 amino acids)
Biological process (GO): intracellular protein transport; exocytosis; vesicle fusion
Cellular component (GO): SNARE complex; endomembrane system; plasma membrane
Molecular function (GO): SNAP receptor activity; SNARE binding
Source: RefSeq, a predicted model, not a curated record